GUAGCUGUAGUAGCUGUAGUACCUGUAGUACCUGUAGUACCUGUAGUACCUGUAGUACCUGUAGUAGCUGUAGUAGCCGUAGUACCUGUAGUAGUUGUAGUAGCCGUAGUAGCUGUAGUAGCUGUAGUACCUGUAGUACCUGUAGUAGGUGUAGUACCUGUAGUACCUGUAGUAGCCGUAGUAGCUGUAGUAGCUGUAGUACCUGUAGUAGCCGUAGUAGCUGUAGUAGCUGUAGUACCUGUAGUAGGUGUAGUAGCCGUAGUAGCUGUAGUAGCUGUAGUACCUGUAGUACCUGUAGUAGCUGUAGUAGCUGUAGUAGCUGUAGUAGCCGUAGUACCUGUAGUAGCUGUAGUAGCUGUAGUAGCUGUAGUACCUGUAGUAGCUGUAGUAGCUGUAGUAGCUGUAGUACCUGUAGUAGGUGUAGUAGCCGUAGUAGCUGUAGUACCUGUAGUAGCUGUAGUAGCUGUAGUAGCCGUAGUAGCUGUAGUAGCUGUAGUACCUGUAGUAGCUGUAGUACCUGUAGUACCUGAAGUAGCUGUAGUAGCCGUAGUACCUGUAGUAGCUGUAGUAGCCGUAGUAGCUGUAGUACCUGUAGUACCUGUAGUAGGUGUAGUACCUGUAGUACCUGUAGUACCUGUAGUAGCCGUAGUAGCUGUAGUAGCUGUAGUACCUGUAGUAGCUGUAGUAGCUGUAGUAGCUGCAGUACCUGUAGUAGGUGUGGUAGCUGUAGUAGCUGUAGUAGCUGUAGUAGCUGUAGUAGCCGUAGUAGCUGUAGUAGCUGUAGUAGCUGUAGUAGCUGUAGUAGCUGUAGUACCUGUAGUACCUGUAGUAGCUGCAGUAGCCGUACUAGCUGUAGUAGCUGUAGUAGCUGUAGUACCUGUAGUACCUGUAGUAGCUGUAGUAGCUGUAGUACCUGUGGUAGCUGUAGUACCUGUAGUAGCCGUAGUAGCUGUAGUAGCUGUAGUAGCUGUAGUACCUGUGGUAGCCGUAGUAGCGAUAGUAGCUGUAGUACUUGUAGUACCUGUAGUACCUGUAGUAGCUGUAGUAGCCGUAGUACCUGUAGUAGCUGUAGUAGCCGUAGUAGCUGUAGUAGCUGUAGUACCUGUAGUAGGUGUAGUAGCUGUAGUACCUGUAGUAGCCGUAGUAGCUGUAGUAGCUGUAGUACCUGUAGUAGCUGUAGUAGCUGUAGUA
Molecule: messenger RNA, 1191 nt
Organism: Porites lobata
Lineage: Eukaryota; Metazoa; Cnidaria; Anthozoa; Scleractinia; Poritidae
Source: the annotation of a GenBank genome assembly